AUGAUACCAGAGCAAUGGGCAUCUCCAUGUGGUGGCCAAUGCAACAACAAAUACGCAGCACUCACCCAAAUCCCAUGGCGAGUAUUCUGCAAAAAGGGUUGUGAUGCAGAUGGAGACACAUGGGAAGAAUGUUUGGAGGAGUGCAAUCAAUUAUGCUACAAGGACCCUGUACUCGAGAACCAGAAGUGGAGUGCGUAUAUUGAUCGUUCUCCUGGAUCUCAAAGUUAUUCUGAGGAAUGUUUCCAUGCUUGUGUAUCUGGCUGCAGUUACAGGUUUGAGGUUGAAGCAGAAAUAGCUGAUAAAGUUAUUCCUAAUAGGCCACCAAAGUCUGAGCCUGAGCCUCAGCCUGUAAAGAAGCAGAAGCCACAAUAUGAAGACCCUAAAUACCCGGAUACUUCUGCAUAG
This is a messenger RNA of Arachis stenosperma, 405 nucleotides long. RefSeq lists its product as uncharacterized. NCBI's taxonomy places the organism in Eukaryota, Viridiplantae, Streptophyta, Magnoliopsida, Fabales, Fabaceae. Bases 1 to 405 code for a protein of 134 amino acids. The transcript has 5 exons. The record is from RefSeq and is a predicted model, not a curated record.